ACAAUUACUUAAAUUUUUUUGAAUAAGACGAACGGUCAAACAUUUUUAAAAAAGUCAACGGCGUCAAAUAUUUUGGGAUGGAGGUAGUAACUCUUUCCGGUUUGCUUGAUGAUACAAGUAUUGAUUGGUGGGAUGGGCUGAAAAGGCUUGAAAACGGAAUUGGGCCGUUCCUUCCAAUAAAAGGGCUGACACGAGUGGAGUCGGGUCGUUGGCCCGUUAAGUUCCUUCCGAUCCGCUCGCUCUCAUCCGCCUCUUCCGCCGCAGCGCGCGCCAUUGCCUCUCCUCCUCGCCAUUGCCGGAUCUGUUGCUGCUCCUAGGUUAUCUAGACAUCUUCCUCUAGAGGGACAACUCUUGUUAGGGCUCCAUCGCGGACGAUGGCGGAUGGUGACCGUCAGGAGGCCGAGGCGCCCGUGGCCGGGAUCAAGAGGGUGAAGGAGGAGGAGGCGACCGCGUCCCCAAGUGGUGGCGAGAAGAAGAAGAUCCUCCCGAAUUGGAGGAAGUCAUCGAUCCCGUGUGAGGGGAGUGAGAUCCUGAAGAAGAAGAAGGAGGCGAUUGCGGCGAGGCCUCUCUGGGUGUCGAGGGAUGUCCCGGGGGCGAUGGAGUGCUGGAUUGAGGAGCGCGAGAAGGCCUUGGCGGAGGAGGAGGCCGACAUCGCGUCCGGGAAGAAGAAGAGGAAGAAGGUGGUCAAGUACAAGAUGCCUAAUGAAGUUAUCCAACAGAUGAUGAGAUACCCCUACACCUACCCGGAGUGCACCGAGGAGGAGCUGGCCCGACGUUCUGCCUCAAAUCGCCAGCUCCACCGCCUCAGAAUGUUCAUCGAUGGCAAGAUGUUCGCCUACGAGCAGACCCUCAUCGACCAGUACCUCAAACAUGGCUAUGCGUUCGACGAGGCGGAGAUCUCCGACGAGGAGGAGGAGGAGGAGGAGGAGCAGAAGUAGCAACCUGUCUGUGUUGUGGUGCAAGAUCCAUCUACCCUAAGUAAUAUCGCUUGCUUGCUUACUGGAGUAGUAUCUUCGUGUCCCUGUGUCUGUCUGUGUGAUCCACCACCUAUCCUUCCUUCCUAAGUGAAGUGUCUGCUCGCCAAUGACUCUGGUCUUGGUGUGUGUUAUCAUCUCAUAUCUUAUUUGCUACUGCAUGCUUUGCUACUUGAGCUAUAUAUUUUCCUGAUAUUACACCUUGCUAUACUAAUUGAACCAGCUAUCGUAUUGGAAUGAAUGAGUCAAUGGAUGUGUUUUAUGCUA
Oryza sativa Japonica Group (Japanese rice) is the source of this 1241-nucleotide messenger RNA. RefSeq lists its product as uncharacterized. NCBI's taxonomy places the organism in Eukaryota, Viridiplantae, Streptophyta, Magnoliopsida, Poales, Poaceae. The record is from RefSeq and is a predicted model, not a curated record.